AGUAGCGCGACGGUCGUCGUUGGGAUAGCAUUACUUUGCAGUUUUUCUCCGACAUCCUUUGCGAAAGAUGUCCGUGCAGCAAAAACUUCGCUCCGUCGUCUCUGGAUUGAAGAAUGUUCUGGAUAAUAUUAAAGCCGUUGUAACGGAUGUUAAAACUCUUAUCAAAAGAAUAGAUUCCGUUACAUCGAAAAUAGACGCAUGCGAAAUAGAAGAUGUUGUCCCGAAGAAACAUUCUUGGGCCUCACUCUCAUCUCCUAGGGAUUCGGGUCGAUUCUCAGCCGAGGAUAGCUUUGAUAGCGUUGAUGACAACUAUGACGGCGUUUAUGAAAAAGAAUUAGACGAUGUACUGGAAAAAGAUGCGGGCGAUUUUUCCGAUGCCUUAGAGAAAUUGGAGGCCUCGGGGAGGAGAGAUUCCGAGAUUAACGAAUGGAUAGUGUUAACGUUCGAUCAUAGGCCGACCAAACCUUUCUCUAAUCCUCUCACGCCUUGUUCGUCGUUUGAGUCUGGAUUAUCAAGAUUAUCGGUUAAUCUAACUGACGAUUUGGAUAUAUGUUUUUGAUACUACCGCCUAUAUAUUUUACUAGGAUUGUUAUUGGUGUAUAUAAAAAGAAACAUGUCAUUGCACUGCAUUAUACUGCAAAAUAAUACUAAAAAGAAAUAGCCUACUUUUACAUCAACAUCUGUACAUAUUGGAAGUUUUACUGCACAAUUUAUCAACAUCUAUUAUUGUUUAUUAUAUCGUUUAUAUUAAAUAUUAUACGAAUGAAGUUGUUGAAUAAAUAAUCCAGUAUUACAAAGCUAUUUUGUCAUAUUUCUAUGACAGAAUAAAAACAUAAAAAUUAUUAAAUACCGUAUAUUCCAAAUCAAAACGGUAAUUUGCCGCCAAUUCUUUACAAAACAAAAAAUAAAUAUUGCUAUUGAUUAGCAAGAUAUUUA
Dimorphilus gyrociliatus is the source of this 936-nucleotide messenger RNA. The record is from the annotation of a GenBank genome assembly. Lineage: Eukaryota; Metazoa; Annelida; Polychaeta; Dinophilidae.